Penaeus monodon (black tiger shrimp) is the source of this 592-nucleotide messenger RNA. RefSeq lists its product as uncharacterized. Lineage: Eukaryota; Metazoa; Arthropoda; Malacostraca; Decapoda; Penaeidae. The record is from RefSeq and is a predicted model, not a curated record.
GUGGAAGAAUAUGUACAAUGAGUGAGCUAGGCUCAGAUGGAAGCCCUGGAAGGCAGAGGCGAUCCACGGAAAGGAGCAGAGAGAACAUCCGAGAAUACGUCAAGCUCCUGAGUCGGAAGGUGACUGGGUCGCCCUCUGGUCAUCGAACCUCAAGACUCCUCAGGGAGGUCAAAAUGUCAGAUGGGGGUUCAGGUCACAAGUCCAAGUCAGAGGGUGACACCUCUACUUCUACCUCCCCAGCUCACAUGAAAAUUUCCAGUAAGAACCAGGAAAUUGUUAAAGAGAAGCAGCUCAAAAAGGGCAUUAUGCAAACCAAGAAAAUGAAAUCCAAGAAGAAUUCUGGGUCAGGUAGUGUAUCAGUUUCUGGAAAAACUGAAGUGGGUGUAAAGGGCGAAGAUACAGAUGAGGCUGAAAAGUCAGGUGUUUUAACAAAAGUUAAUACAUCUAAGGAAAAAUUAACAAUGCCAGUACUGAAAAGUGCAAGAACUCAAGAUAGGGAUAUUGAGCCUUCAACCAGCAAGGAUGUUAGUAAAUUAGAGAGUGCAGAUAACUCUGUGGAGAAUGAAUCUGACAUUGACAGCAUUAGUUGCUU